Messenger RNA from Stegodyphus dumicola, 1102 nucleotides. RefSeq lists its product as uncharacterized. The record is from RefSeq and is a predicted model, not a curated record. NCBI's taxonomy places the organism in Eukaryota, Metazoa, Arthropoda, Arachnida, Araneae, Eresidae.
AGCUGAAGUAAAAUUUCAUAUCGGUUUGUGUCCCAUAUGGGAAAAAUUAAACGAUGCUGCAGUUUCAAUUUCUAGUCUUCAUUUUUGUUAAUUUUAACUCUCAUGGCUUGACGUCAGCGGAUAGCUUAUCAUGGACACCUACACAAAGAAACCUCAAGAAUUCUGAUGAAUUUGACUUCAAAACUAGAGGACCUGCUUCAAGAAUCAGAAAAAGGAUAGACAAGCCCAAUGACAUCAGAAGUAAGAUUUAUAGGAGAAAAAAAACGUUACAUCACGUAAUCCAAAAACAGAAUACAGGGAUUGAAGGAAAAAGAUUUAAAUUCCAGUCCAAUAGCAGAACUGCAGCUACAGAUGUUAUAACCAAUCCAAAGACUGGUUCACUGAUUACACCAAGUCUUCCCCGGCGUUUGGAACGUAAGAUAAAGAAAGUUAAUAAUAAAUCCCUCAAAAAGGAAGAAGAAGAAUAUAUGGCUGAAGUAUUUGGCACGAAAGAGGAAGAUUAUACAGAAGGUCUGGAAGAAAGCGAAACUGCAGAUGCUGAAGAUUGGGAUGAAGUUUUCGAGGAGAUUGAUUAUAAAAGGAUUUUCAAUACUUCUACUACAGAAAUGGAAGGCAUUGAAAUUACAACUCAGGUGGUACCUCUGUACAGGCUUCGUACUGGACAACAUAAUAUCAUGAAUCCAAAUGAUCAGUUUCAAAGAAAUAAUGACAGAAAAUAUAAUAAGAAUGGAUUUCAAAUACAUAGACAUCAAGGUGAAAAUGGCUGAUUUUAAUAUUCAUAAUAGUGAACUGCUGCACUUUUAAAUUAUAAGUCUUUAUAAUAAAAGCUUUAUAACUGAAUGUGUUCCAUUAUGUUUUAUACUUUUAUAAAUCGUAAAGAUACGUAAAAUUAAUUUAUACGCAAUUAAAAAAGUUCUAUUUGUUUAUUUUUUACUGAUCUGAAGUCAUUAAGAAAAGUUCAGUUUACGUUUAAGCUGGCAGUUUAUUACAGAUAUGAGUAUGAACAAUUUUUUGGAAUCCAGUAUGUUCUACGUAAAGAUCAUUACGAUUUAUUGUGUAAGAAACAUGAAAAAUAAGCUGUGAGUUCGCUGGGGUUCGAACC